AGCCUGGAUUUCUCUAGUGUUGGGCUAUGGCGGCUGGAAAAGGGCCUGGAUGGAGGGAAGGGAAGGGUGAGAGGCCCCAGGAAGAGGGUGCUGGGCCACCCUGGCCCCAGGGCCAGGGUCUGUGCCAGGUGUGGGUGGUGGAUUUGGAAAGACAUGGGGUGAGUCAUCAGGCCCAGCCACACCUGCUUUCAACUUAAGGUCCCAGCAGCCAUACCUGACACCACCAUUGUCUGUCCCACCGUCCCAGCCAUGGCAGGGAGCUCUAACGUGCCACACAAGACCUCGUUGCCCGAGGGUGUCAGAGUGGGCACCGUGAUGAGAAUUCGUGGUGUUGUCCCCGACAAGGCUCGCAGGUUUCACGUGAACCUGCUGUGCAGCGAGGAGGAGGGCGCUGAGGCUGCGCUGCAUUUCAACCCCCGGCUGGACGAGUCCACAGUGGUCUUCAACACCAAGGAGCGCGGCGCCUGGGGCCAGGAGGAGCGCGGCCACGGUCUUCCCUUUCAGCGUGGGCAGCCCUUCGACGUGCUCCUCAUCGCCACGGAAGAGGGUUUCAAGGUGUGUCUCUGCCACAGGGAUGGGCACCGGGAUCACAUCCCUCCUGGGGCUGGGCAAGGCCAGCCAGGCCCUCGGUGGAGGGGGGAGCAAAGGCGUGGACAGAGCUGGGCAGGUGUCCUCAGUCUCUCUCCCUCCCGUGGUGCCCGCUCCUGGCGUCUGCAGGACAGGUAUGUGCAGGGACAAGGGCAAAGCGAGCAAGAAUGUAGUGCCCGGAGCGCGGGUGUCCCCCGCAGAGGCUGGCCCGACUUCCACCCCAGACCCCGCUCCCUGCUCAUUUGCACCUGAGGUCGGGCCUCCGUGACAGGGGCGGGGGAUGGGCUGGGAGACAGGGCACAGGCACACGUCCCGGAGGGAGCGGUCGCUGCAGCCCCCCCACCGCCCCCAACCCCGCCGCUCGCCACUUUAAAUCUGCGCGUCCGGAGCGAGGCAGCGGCCGCCGGGUCCGCGCUAACAACAGGCACUCCAACACCCACAAAGCACUCUGGUGCCAACUGGCCCCUCGUGGCACCCUCGGGACCAGGGGUGAGGUUAGAAGGAACAUCCGCCCACCUCCCGUCGGGGCCCUGGGCCGGCGGGUUCCGCGGUUGCCGAGGUCACCGGGCGC
Messenger RNA from Myotis brandtii (Brandt's bat), 1159 nucleotides. Its product is annotated as galectin-7. The transcript has 3 exons. Bases 250 to 840 code for a protein of 196 amino acids. The record is from RefSeq and is a predicted model, not a curated record. Gene Ontology annotation, molecular function: carbohydrate binding. NCBI's taxonomy places the organism in Eukaryota, Metazoa, Chordata, Mammalia, Chiroptera, Vespertilionidae.